Molecule: messenger RNA, 2932 nt
Organism: Aspergillus homomorphus CBS 101889
Lineage: Eukaryota; Fungi; Ascomycota; Eurotiomycetes; Eurotiales; Aspergillaceae
Gene: ysh1
Product: cleavage polyadenylation factor subunit YSH1
Exons: 5
Coding region: 308-2932 (874 amino acids)
Biological process (GO): mRNA 3'-end processing by stem-loop binding and cleavage
Cellular component (GO): mRNA cleavage and polyadenylation specificity factor complex
Molecular function (GO): 5'-3' exonuclease activity; RNA binding; RNA endonuclease activity
Source: RefSeq, a predicted model, not a curated record
UAGCACCAUUUCUUAUCGGGAAACGGGCCAGGGUUAGUAUUGGACCUUGUGAAGAUCACGAUCAGGCGACACUAUAACAGUGCUCAUCCGGCCAUUGCUGAACGUCUAGAGCAUUUCUUUCAGCGCCUGUCAUGGCCUGUGGUUCCCGCGCUGACUGACUCCAUUGAGAACAAAGGCAGUGUGCCAACUGUCGGAGCUAGAUCAUCGCUCGACGUCAACAAUCGAGCAAUUGGAUAGCGCAUUGCGCACAAUAACACUGACCUAACAUCUGCUAUAUCUCAUCGUCCUGAAGGCCGAACUGCGAAUUAUGGCGACCAAACGCAAGGCAGCGGCGUUGAACGCCGCUACCGAUGACGAACCAGUUGACCCAUCGGACGAAUUGGCCUUCUACUGUCUAGGAGGCGGCAAUGAAGUCGGACGGUCAUGUCAUAUCAUCCAAUACAAGGGAAAGACUGUCAUGCUCGAUGCUGGUAUGCAUCCUGCAAAGGAAGGCUUCUCGGCUCUUCCUUUCUUUGACGAGUUCGACCUCAGUACGGUAGAUAUUCUACUGAUUAGCCAUUUCCACGUUGACCACUCGUCGGCAUUGCCAUAUGUACUGAGCAAGACCAACUUCAAGGGCCGCGUAUUCAUGACACACGCGACCAAAGCUAUCUACAAAUGGCUCAUCCAGGAUAAUGUGCGUGUGAGCAACACGGCCUCGUCGUCGGACCAGCGCACGACUUUGUACACAGAACACGACCACUUGUCUACUCUUCCCUUGAUUGAAACGAUCGACUUCAACACAACUCACACCAUCAACAGUAUCCGCGUUACACCCUACCCGGCCGGUCAUGUCCUGGGCGCUGCCAUGUUCUUAAUCUCAAUCGCCGGCUUGAACAUCCUAUUCACAGGUGAUUACUCCCGCGAGGAAGAUCGCCAUCUUAUACCUGCAGAGGUACCCAAGGGCGUCAAGAUUGAUGUACUCAUCACCGAAUCGACAUUCGGUAUCUCAUCCAACCCGCCGCGUCUGGAACGUGAAGCCGCCCUGAUGAAGUCAAUCACCGGGGUGCUGAAUCGCGGAGGUAGGGUCUUGAUGCCGGUGUUUGCUCUGGGCCGUGCGCAGGAGCUACUGCUCAUCCUGGAAGAAUACUGGGAAACACACCCCGAGCUGCAGAAGAUCCCUAUCUACUACAUCGGUAAUACAGCUCGAAGAUGUAUGGUCGUGUAUCAGACAUAUAUAGGUGCAAUGAACGAUAACAUUAAGCGACUCUUCCGUCAGCGUAUGGCGGAGGCGGAGGCAAGUGGGGAUAAGAGCAUCAGUGCCGGACCUUGGGAUUUCAGAUUCGUCCGGAGUCUGCGCAGCUUGGAGCGCUUCGACGAUGUAGGAGGAUGUGUCAUGCUGGCCUCGCCAGGUAUGCUGCAGACAGGAACCAGCCGAGAGCUGCUGGAGCGAUGGGCUCCCAACGAACGCAACGGCGUUGUCAUGACGGGUUACAGUGUGGAAGGCACGAUGGCCAAACAGAUCUUGAACGAGCCUGAACAGAUUCCUGCGGUCAUGUCCAGAGCAGCGACAGGCAUGGUGAGACGGGGCAACGCGGGCGGCGACGAGGAGCAGAAGGUCAUGAUUCCUCGCCGGUGUACCGUAGACGAGAUCAGUUUCGCAGCUCAUGUGGAUGGUGUUGAAAACCGGAACUUCAUUGAGGAGGUUUCUGCGCCGGUUGUGAUCCUUGUCCACGGCGAGAAGCAUCAGAUGAUGCGUCUCAAGUCCAAGUUACUCAGUUUGAACGCCGAGAAGACAGUCAAAGUGAAAGUCUACACGCCGGCCAACUGCGAUGAGGUCCGCAUUCCUUUCAAGAAGGACAAGAUCGCGAAGGUCGUGGGCAAGCUGGCCCAGGUCGCGCCCCCAACGGAGGAGGACGACGGCCACUUGAUGGCUGGAGUACUUGUGCAGAACGGGUUCGACUUGUCAUUGAUGGCUCCUGACGAUCUCAGGGAGUACGCUGGUUUAACGACGACCACCAUCGCAUGCAAGCAGCACCUUACAUUAAGCUCCGCAAGCAUCGACCUGAUCAAGUGGGCCCUUGAGGGGACAUUCGGUGCCAUCGAAGAGGUGGGCGCCCCACAGAAAGAAAUCAAGAAAGAGAGCGGAGACGAUACACCAGACACAGAAGAGCGACAGGUCAAAGAAGAGGCUGCAGACGAGGAAAUCCCUAUGGAGGAUGCGCAGACCUACCUGGUCAUGGGCUGCGUGCUUCUGCGCUACCACCCUCGCACCCGCGAGCUCGAGCUCGAGUGGGAAGGAAACAUGAUGAACGACGGAGUCGCAGACGCCGUCAUGGCCGUGCUUCUGACGGUGGAAAGCAGCCCUGCAUCUGUGAAACAAUCCGCGAAGCAAAACCACCACCACCACCAUCACCACCACCAUCACGAUGACGUUGACCGACUGCCCAACCCCCACUCUCACCUCGGACCCGAAGAGCGGUUCCGACGUCUCCUCAUGAUGCUCCAGGCACAGUUCGGAUCGGAGAUCGUUGCCAUCGAGCGGCCGCGACUGCCGCUCAACCGGCUCACCAACGGUACGGCGAAGACUGAGACUAAGAGCGAGGCUGAUGGCCAAACACCCAUCAAGCAAGAAGACGAGGAGGAAGAGGAUGAGGAAGAGCUGGAAGAGCUGGAGGAGGCGGAGCUGGCUCGUCUGGAGGCACUGGGUAUUCCUUUCCCCGGCCUCGAGAUCAAGGUCGACAAGCACGUUGCGCACGUAUGGCUGGAGAACCUCGACGUGGAGUGUGCGAAUGCGGUUCUGCGGGAUCGCAUCCGGGUGGUCAUCGAGAGGGCUGUCGAAACGGUGGCGAACAUGUGGACGGAGGGACCAGCCCCUGCCACCUUCGCCAACGGGGAGACCAAGGAGGAUAGUGCGAUGUCCAAGGCGGUCGCCAUCGAGGCCAAGGCAUAG